Molecule: messenger RNA, 10952 nt
Organism: Amphiprion ocellaris (clown anemonefish)
Lineage: Eukaryota; Metazoa; Chordata; Actinopteri; Pomacentridae
Gene: xkr4
Product: XK related 4
Exons: 4
Coding region: 501-2351 (616 amino acids)
Biological process (GO): apoptotic process involved in development; phosphatidylserine exposure on apoptotic cell surface; engulfment of apoptotic cell
Cellular component (GO): plasma membrane
Source: RefSeq, a predicted model, not a curated record
GGGAAGGAUGAUGUCAUAGAUUUCAGUCUGAGCCAUGAAAAAAGCAGGUGCCUGCAGCGUCCCUUCUUUACUUUCACUACGGUCUCUAGCUCUUUACCAAAUAUCAGCGUCAGCAUCAGGACUCUUCGAGGGCAAAGAGUGACAAAUUGCAGACGCAAAAACCGUUCAGGUAGGCUGGAGUAAACAAAGCGGACCUCCCACCCCCACAUCACGUCGGCUGGAUUUCAGUGGGUCAUCAAUCGACGUUAUCGUUAAAUGAAAGGCAUGGUAUGAACCAAAAUAUUGGAGCAAGCACGGAGCUACAUUCAGUCUUCAUUUUUGCCGUUGUUCUGUAGUAUGAGCAGACGGCAGUGUGGAGAAGGUAGUCCUGCCCAGAAAGGAGGAGGAGUAGGAGAAACACGCAAAAGGGUGUCGACGGAGAUAGGCAGGAGUGGAGGAGAAGAGGAGGGGAGGAACGGAGGAUAAAUAAUAGAGUAGGCUAAUAUUUCAAGAUUCUAAUAAUGGCGGCUAAAUCAGACGGGGUACUAAAGAUGAAGAAGAGCGACGUGGCCUUCACCCCCCUGCAGAAUUCAGAGCACUCUGGCUCGGUGCAGGGACUCCACCCGGGCGGCCAGCCCGACUCUGCGGGCACUGGGGACGGUGACUUUGCCAACGGGGAGUCGCGGUGCUGCGGCGGUGGAAGCUCCAACUCGACGUGCCUUCGACUAGGAAGGGAGCAGCAGAAAUACACGGUGUGGGACGGCUUGUGGAUCGUAGCGGCUGUGGUAGUGUAUCUGGCAGAUGUGGGCACCGACGUGUGGCUAUCGGCCGACUACUACCUCCGUCGCGACUACUGGUGGUUCGGCCUGACGCUUUUCUUCGUGGUGCUGGGCUCCUUCUCGGUGCAGCUCUUUAGCUUCAGAUGGUUUGUUCAUGACUUCAGCACCGACGACAGCACCGAUUCUGUCGCGGAUUGCUCCCACAUGGAUGGGAAUAAGCUGCUGAGCGGCUCGGCCUCACAUGGGGACGUUACCUCUCAACAUCACCCAGCCACGCCGCAGAGACAGGCGUCGACCGCUAGCAAGAACACCACGACCAACAGCACCGCGAGUACCGCCCUGGGCGGCAGAUACAGAAAACGAUCAGCCUACUACUCCUUCUGCGUCUGGUUCGGUCAAUCCGUCAUCCACAUCCUUCAGUUGGGCCAGAUAUGGAGGUAUUUCCAUACUAUCUACCUGGGCAUUCGGAGUCGUCAGAGUGCUGAGACAGAGCGUUGGCGUUACUACUGGAGAAUGGUAUAUCAGUUUGCAGAUGUGAGCAUGUUGCAUCUAUUGGCCACCUUUCUGGAGAGCGCUCCACAACUGGUGCUGCAACUGUGCAUCAUCAUACAGACACACAAGCUUCAGGCUGUGCAAGGUAUGACAGCAGCAGCCUCUCUCGUCUCUCUGGCCUGGGCUUUGGCCUCUUACCAGAAGGCACUGCGAGAAUCUCGGGAUGACAAGAAGCCCAUCAGCUACCUGGCUGUCAUAAUUCAGUUCUGCUGGCACUUCUUCACCAUAGCAGCCAGAGUCAUCACUUUUGCGCUGUUUGCCUCUGUGUUCCAACUCUAUUUUGGCAUCUUUAUUGUUCUGCACUGGUGCAUCAUGACCUUCUGGAUUGUCCACUGCGAGACAGACUUCUGUAUCAGCAAGUGGGAGGAGAUUGUGUUUGACAUGGUGGUAGGCAUAAUCUACAUCUUUUCCUGGUUCAACGUCAAAGAGGGACGAACAAGGUGUCGGCUUUUCAUCUAUUACCUGGUGAUCCUGGUGGAGAAUGCUGCUCUCAGUGCAUUGUGGUAUCUCUACCGAUUACCUCAUACCACUGACGCCUUUGCUGUGCCAGCCCUCUGUGUCAUUUAUAGCAGUUUCCUUACUGGUGUGGUUUUCAUGCUAAUGUACUAUGCCUUUUUCCAUCCCAAUGGGCCCCGCUUUGGACGUUCACCAAGUGUCCAAGACCUCGACCUAGACCCCACUGCUCAGUUCUCCACACUACCAUCUGAAGGGGCCACCAACUCACUGCGCUCCAACCGGGGUGCCAUUACAACCCUGGAGCGUGACAUGGGAAAGUAUUCUGAGCGGGACGGCUGCAUGCCAGUGUUUCAGGUCCGACCCACAGUGCCGUCUACACCAUCGUCUCGCGCUCCACGCUUUGAAGAGACCGUCAUUAAGAUUGAUCUUUGUAGGAACCGCUACCCUGCCUGGGAGCGUCACGUCCUUGACCGCAGUAUACGCAAAGCAAUCCUGGCCAUAGACUGCUCCCUGACUCCUCCACGGCUGCAGUACAAAGAUGAUGCUCUGGUGCAAGAGCGGUUGGAAUAUGAGACCACACUAUAGGUCUGCUCUGCUCUCAGGACCCAUACAUGGAUGCAGCAUCAGAGGGUUAUCCUGAUAUCAUAAACAAAAACAGGGACUAUGGCAAUAAGAAUUUAUUACUAGCAACAAUGUCACUCCUCAACUUAUAUUUCCCUUUUUCUUUUUUUAUUACCCAACAUUAGUGCCCACCCAGGAGCAUUCAGGACUGUUGAUAGUGACUGGAGGAGUGGUUUGGCACUAGUUUAUUUUAUGUCACAGAUGUGUUUGAAUUGUUUGUUGUGUUGUUGUUACUAGACAAGAAAAUCCUGUCAGGGAUACCAGAAAGGGACACCAGAAUAGGUAUUUUGUCCAUGCCUGCCUGGUAUGAACUAAAUGCAGAAAAGUAGCAGAGUGCUUUGAGAUUCUGCUCAAACCCAACAAAAGACUGAUGCAGGAUUAAGGAUAAAAUAAGAUGUCCAUUAUUAGAUAUUUUACUUUACCCUAAAUGACACCUGAAUUACAUAUACAUUGCUCCAAUGUAAUGUGGACAGGAAGUGAUUCCUCAUUCACAAACAGUAGAAACUUGAAAUUGUUGUAUCCGUAUUAAUGUGUUAGGAUCCUACUGCUUGGAAGUACUGAUGAUGUGAUCCCAUACCAGCCACAACCGGGUAUGUACUUCCAUUACUUCCAUCAAUAUCUCCAUGCUAAAACUCAUCACUCCCACUCUCAUUGUGCCAAAAAGAUUCCUUGGAAACUUCCUCUGGUUCUGAUGAACAACUUAAGGAUGACAGGUCCCAAAAGUUCUUCUUUGGCCUAAACCAUUCAUUCUCCUUGGAUAAUUCUUAUCUACACUGAAAGUAGGUCAGGCAGAAAGUGGACUAAGAGGCCAAAGUAGCAUCUAUACGCAUUCUGUCAGUCAAUUGUGUUUGGAUUAAAUCUACCAAACCUGGCAGGAUGGAAGAAAAGGGAGCAAGAAAAAUGGAGUGGAAAUUGAACAGACACAAGCUCACAGUCCUACUCCCAUAAUGAAAAAGGUCAAAAUCAUACAAUGCCAAGAAAAAAAUCUUCCUGGCAGCUCAAGUCAGGUAUGUGCAGUCCAGCCUCAUAAACCUGACUGUGGAAUGAUAAUGAUCUUGGCUUGUCCAUGGAGGAGAAUCCAGAGCAAAGAGCAAAAAGGAGAGGAAAUUGCCAGACAAUGAAUAGGUGAAGACAGGAGAGAAAGAUGCAGGAAAUGGAAAUAAGUUGAGGAUAAAGAAGAAAGAAAACACAGACAAGCAGCCAUCUCAGCCAAACUAAAUCAACCGCCAGGAUGUGUACAGUGCUCUGAUACAACAUGCAGCAUUUUUUUUACUUUAGCAAUUAAGUAGAAGGUACGGAAAUCAUUGUAAUUCUGUUUCUUUUGUGGAUAAAUGUGUAUGUAUUGGCAAUAUGUUGUGUGUGUGUGUGUGUGUGUGUGUGUGUGCAUGAGUGUGGAGUGGUGUGUGGACAACAGAAGUAGCUCAGGAGGAAAUGUGGGUGGAUGCUUGAAUAUGCACUUUACUGUAAUCAGUCAGUGAAGGUACAUGUUGACACAUCAACUUCUAGGAAGUGUUCCUGGUUUUGUUGUCCAUCUGACCCAGUGACAUCUUUUAACGUUUUAACACAUUACAGCCAAGCCACACAACACAGGUGUGUCACUAUGAAAGUUGAGACAGGAUUUUCAUACCACAUAACAUGGUUUGUCAAUGGAAAAACAAACAAACAAAAAACAGUAUUAUGCAGAGGUAGGUUUUGCCUUUCAAAAAAAGAAUUAAUGCACAUGAUGGGAGAUAGAAACACCUUUUUAGUUAGUUACAACAUAGCAAACACUGGCUGAUAUACACUACCAGUCAAAAGAAUGACAAAGUGUGUCCAAACUUUUGACUGGUAGUGUAACUGAUCUUGUUUUUUUUUUCACAUCUUACAUUGUCUUCUUUGUGGGAAGCAGGAAACAUAAUCAAUGCCAAUAGACAUAAAAGAAGAAUUGCAAUUGAAACUACUCCUAAAGAGCUCUCUCCAUUUUUAUUGUGUAUAGAUGGCCAAAGUUUUGUUUGUUUCUUCUUUGAGGAAGACAUCUAGCUUCUCAUUUACAACAGGGCACUGGAAUAGUGUUCACACAGUUUUCUAUUUAUUACUUCUGCCCCUCAGACACAGAAUGUUCAGAUUUGACUCCAACCUGUCAACAGCAAAUGACCCAAGCUAGAAGAGACAGUCAGAUGUUUCAAGUGUGACAUCUGAUCAGGACAAGUUCAACCUGUUGUCUUGAUCAGGUGUCACACUGUUUAGCCACAACAUAUAAACUGCAUGCCAUCAAGCAGUUAAGACAUGGACUCUUAUGGCAUUAGGCAAACUGUUAGCAGCAGAUCUUUACAGUUCUGAAGUUGCAAGGCGGGGCCUCAAUGAAUCAGAUUUGCUUUUCUGGUAUACCCCCAAGGAUUUUUAUCAAACUGAGAUCUGUGGAAUUUUGAGGCCAAGUAAACAUGUUAAACACCUUGUAUUCUUCCCCAAACCAUUUCUGAACAAUUUCCUGCACAUUUUUGCACUGUGCGGGUGCAAUAUCCUAUGUAAAGAGACCACUACAAAGAAAAGGUGUACAGGUACAAGGCUGGCUUGCCUUCUUCCCAUAGUAAUAAUGCUUACAACUUUUUCCUAGGUAAAUGGCACAUAGACAUCCGGCCAUUCACAUGGUGCAAAACAAAUGGAUUCCCCAGACCAGGUUACCUAGCAGGUCACAAAGUCACAACUUGGCCAAAAGCCUUAACAUCCCCAGUUAUCUGAUUCAGAGAGACUGAGAUGGCAGAAAGAAUGGAGAGCUGUGCCAUCUCCAGCAGCCCCACCCUCCCAGCCCAAACAACUUGAUUUCAAGGAAUACCUGGAGACCAGAGGCCAUGACAUCCUCACACAGAUGAGCUGUCAGCUAAAUCCACCAUAUUAAGAGUCAAGGCAGUGCUAUUCAGAUGGUAACAGUGUGUCUGUUCCGGUUAGCUUUUGUAAUUUGUGAUGUCACAAGUGCAUGUGUUUUAUUUCUUUAUUUCUAUGAAGGAUGGAAAGAGAAAAUAAAAGCACAAAGCAAGUGAAGGUAAUUUUACAGACACCUUUCCAUCCUGCUCAACCAAACAAGCCCUGUGUUUGAAUUCUAAAUUAUGUUUUGUUGUGUUACAGAAGAAAGCAGAACAGAAUAUUAUAUAUGGUUCAUAAUAGAGCGGAAGCAUAAGUCACUUUAAACUUUAACUUAAUUUUUUACUUACUGCUUAAUUAUCAUGUUUUUCACCGCACAGCUGAGUGUGUGAAUGUAUGCUCUCAUCAGAGGUGCAUGCAGUGUUACUAUUCUGAGGAUAUUUUAGUAGACAGUUUAAAUAACAGCUGCUCCAGCAGUUUAUUUUUAUUUUAUUUACCUUUUAUGCAAAUUUGAAUUUUUGGUAUAUUUAAAAAGGAGUUGCACUGAUUUUACACAUCAGUGUGUUUAUAGGUGUUUGGAUGUAACAGUGUUCAUGUGAAAAAACUGUAAACAUAAGGUCUUUUGUGACUCCAGUGGAAGCAAAAUAUUGGAGAAAUAUCCUGAAGGGAUGUCACUUGAGUCAAUAUUGGACUGAUGACUAAAAGUUUGAAAAAUAAUUAAAUCAUGGAUUUUGAAAGAGGAGAUAUUUUGAGACUUCUGUAGCCUGCAGUUUGUCUCUGUUGCAGGCUCUGUUAUCUAUUGCGAACGUAAUAUUUGUAAAGUUCUAACUGAACUGUCAGUGGUUGAGUGUCAUUGUGGGUAAUAUAGACAGCAGAGGGUUUUGUUGUACAUUUGUUUGGAUUCCUGUGUGUUCAUUUUCAAAUAGAAAAAGCAUGGGUUUCAGAAUGACACAAUACUGUUAAAGUUAACAAAAGGCACACACUGCAUAAGUCUGCAUUUAAAAAGCUCUUUAGGAGCUGUCUGCCUGUUAGGCAACAGACCAAGUCCACACCGAAAAAAACCCAUUAUCACUCAGUCUGAAUUCAUUAUUUAAUCGACAAAUUUUGACAUAAUACAUAUUGCUGAUGACAGGAGGUAAAGAAUUUAGAGCACAAUGAAAAGUGUUAAGGUCAGUGGCAUCACACUGGACUAGGACAUUCUUCAGUAAAAUAGAUCCAGCAGGAGAUAGUCUCUAUUGUUAGCUAAACUGACAAGGAUUUGUGGGGGAAAAACAUGUUUUAAAUGCUUCAGGUCUUUAUGAAAAGCAUAAAUGCAAUGGCAUUAUUUUAUACACUUAUUUAUUCACUUGGUCUGUUUCUUUGUAAAACAGAUGCUAAAAUGAACACACGUGGACAAAAUAGUUGGUACCCACCGGUUAACCAAAGAAAAACCCACAAUGGUCACAGAAAUAAUUUGAAUCUGACAAAAGUAAUAAUAAAUAAAAAUUCUAUGAAAAUUAACCAAUGAAAAUCAGACAUUGCUUUUGAACCAUGGUUUAACAGAAAUAUUUUUAAAAAUAAACUCAUGAAACAGGCCUGGAAAAAAUGAUGGUACCCCUAGAAACGACUUAAAAUAAUGUGACCAUAGGGACAUGUUCCAUCAAGGUGUGUCCUCUAAUUAGCAUCACAGGUGUCUACAAACUUGUAAUCAGUCAGUCAGCCUAUUUAUAGGGUUACAGUAGUCACUGUGCUGUUUGGUGACAUGGUGUGUACCACACUAAACAUGGACCAGAGGAAGCCAAGGAGAGAGUUGUCUCAGGAGAUUAGAAAGAAAAUUAUAGACAAGCAUGUUAAAGGUAAAUGCUAUAAGACCAUCUCCAAGCAGCUUGAUGUUCCUGUGACUACAGUUGCACAUAUUAUUCAGAAAUUUAAAAUCCAUGGGACUGUAGCCAACCUCCCUGGACGUGGCAGCAGGAGGAAAAUUGAUGACAAAUGGAAGAGAUGGAUAAUACAAAUGGUAACAAAAGAACCCAGAACAACCUCUAAAGACAUUAAAGGUGAACUCCAAGGUCAAGGUACAUCAGUGUCAGAUCUCACCAUCCGUCGUUGUUUAAGCCAAAGUGGACUUCAUGGGAGACGACCAAGGAGGACACCAUUGUUGAAAACAAAUCAUAAAAAAGCCAGACUGGAAUUUUCCAAACUGCAUGUUGACAGGCCACAAAGCUUCUGGGAGAAUGUCCUAUGGACAGAUGAGACAAAACUGGAACUUUUUGGCACAUCAGCUCUAUGUUCACAGACGCAAAAAUGAAGCAUAUGAAGAAAAGAACACUGUCCCUACUGUGAAACAUGGAGGAGGCUCUGUUAUGUUCUGGGGCUGCUUUGCUGCAUCUGGAACAGGGUGUCUUGAAUCUAUGCAGGGUACAAUGAAAUCUCAUGACUAUCAAGGUAUUCUAGAGAGAAAUGUGCUGCCCAGUGUCAGAAAGCUUGGUCUCAGUCGCAGGUCAUGAGUCUUGCAACAGGAUAAUGACCCAAAACACAGCUAGAAACAGCCAAGAAUGGCUAAGAGGAAAACAUUGGACUAUUCUGAAAUGGCCUAUGAGCCCUGAUCUAAAUCCUACUGAACAUCUGUGGAAGGAGCUGAAACAUGCUGUCUGGAGAAGGAACCCUUCAAACCUGAGACAACUGGAGCAGUCUGCUCAUGAGGAGUGGACCAGAAUACCUGCUGAGAGGUGCAGAAGUCUCACUGACAGUUACACAAAUGGUUUGAUUGCAGUGAUUGCCUCAAAAGGUUGUGCAACAAAAUAUUAAGUUAAGGGUACCAUCAUUUUUGUCCAGGCCUGUUUCAUGAAUUUAUUUUUUAAAAUAAUUCUGUUGAAACAUGGUUCAAAAGCAAUGUCUGAUUUUCAUUGGUUAAUUUUCAUAGAAUUUUAAUUUAUUAUUACUUUUGUCAGAUUCAAAUUAUUUCUGUGUCCAUUGUGCGUUUUUCUUUCAUUAACCGAGGGGUACCAACAAUUUUGUCCACGUGUGUAGGUAACUGAAUAAUGGACAACAAAGAUGUCUGAAAUUUGAAAAACAGAUUUCCUAUGUAAAUGGUCUGUACUUAAAAUGUGUCUUUUUUAAUCUUUGCUAGGUUUCACAAAACAUUUUCCAAUGUGUUUCUCAUUCACCCACACACAGACACACCAAUGGCAGCAUAGCUGUCAUGCAAAGUGCUUACGUAUGUGUAGCCUACUCUGUGUAAAAGCAACCUUAUAUUAUUUUAAAGAUACAUCAAAACAUUUAUCGACAUUUAUUUUCAGGAACUCCUAAAUCCAGUGUAGCCUUUGUUAUGCAUCACCAUUUCCUGAAUUAAAUCAUGAUAUAUACUAACUUGUGUUGAGCAUAGAGCUACCUCAGUUUGUUUCAUGAACAGAAUACCCAUUCAUUGGCAUUACAUCUUCUUCUGUAACACAGAUGACAAUAAUAAUACCUUGCCCAAAAUAAAAUUGAAAGUUCAAUUGACAAACCAUAUUCAGUCCUCCAAAGACUGAUGUCGAUGAAAAGGUAGUUUCCCCCUUACUGAAUGGGCUCACAAUUCUUUUUCAAUUUGGCAAUAAUUAUAAAGCCUGCAUAAAAAAAAUAAAUUCUUCUUUUAUAUGUCAUGCAUAUUACAGUACUGAAUUACCGUGCAGGGUUUUACAGUACUGAGUCCUUGGAUUAGAAAUUUAGUGUUUAAUAAAAACAACCAUUGCAGCAGGGGGACUGGUCUGGCUUGUUUCUAUAUUUAAAGCAAUGAUUUUGUUUAAUUUCACAGUUGAAACAAAAGAAAUGGGAUGAGGUGCUGUCAUAAAAGGGAAUCUUCCAUUAAGGUUUCACAGGUGCUUAUCUAACAUCGGACUGGUGGUGGGUAUCUUGCUAACUGCAGGAAGUGUAUCAGAGGCAGGAUAUGACACAUCAACAGACCUCUCUCACUCUGGUCAUAACUCUAAAAAGCUGCUUUCUAUGUUUUGUUUGCCUUAAAGAAAAUAUAUUUCUGUUUUUGACUUUAUUUCAAACACAUUACUCAUAUUAGGAUAUUGUUUGUCUGAAAGCACUGCUGAAUUUUCUGAUUAGCUUGGUUUGUGUGUGUGUGCACGUGUGAAAUGAUGUGUAUGCUGUUUCUUCACAAUCGUGUCAACAGCAGUUACUGUGCUUCUACUAGGACUGCACCACUGCCCAGUUAGGAGGUUGUAUAGACCUCAGUACUCUGGGUCUAAUGAAAGGCUUUGUGUCCAGCAUGGCUGACUGCUGAUUCUCUGUGCUUGUCACACAAAGCAUCAGCUGUGACUGUAAUACAAAAAAGUGCAACCAAUGUAGAGAAGCACAACACAUAAAAAAAACAUUUACUGUUGUGUUCCUAUUGUUCAUUAGUUGCUGUUUGAAAAAACAUUAUCAACCAGUUAAUUUACAUCUUGAUUGAUUUUGGAUCAUUUAAUUGUGUUUGGGGAUUACAUAAUCACCUCUAACCAUUAAGGAUAUAAUAAUACGUGGGUAACACAAUAUUAAAAUAAUCUUAGCACAAAGUCAAAACCUUAAUUAGUUUCAUUAUCCCAAAAAUAGCUACUGAUGUAAAGAAAGAUAAUGGAAAAAACAAUGUGCAUGGAGACAUGUCCCACAUCCAACAAAACUAGAUGGGUUUGGUGGUAGGAAACUAGUGAAGGAUCAUGUCCUUGUUUCACGUCUACUGCUCACUUGGGCGAGGGUGGUAUAGAGGUAUAACAUGCAACAACAAUGACCCACCAACAGUCAACAUUGGUUCCUUUUUAUAAUGACCAAAGACAAACAGUUUUAGUUACCUAAAAGUAACUACAGUUCAGACAGAUCAGAAAUUGUCAUAUGUAUUAUUUUUUAAGGUGCUGAAGUACAUCUAUAUCUCCACAGGAAAACUCUAGGUAGCUAGCAAUGACAAAAAUUGCAGUUAUUCCACAAGCACACCACUCUGCUAAGAAAGUCAGCACACCGCAGUAAUAUCGAUACCCUUUGUACCUCCCUGAGAUGUGAAUAGGCAGUGUUUCUUGUGAGCAUCUUGGAGGUCAGCCUAUGUCUGUGCAUCACCUGUAAUGGAUCAAAGCUCUGCUGCAGCAGUCUGUAGUUUUACGCCAAACAGGCUUUGUUGUCUAACUAGACAAAAAAAUGUUCUUUAUUUGGAUAGUCAGGUCAAGAUCUAAAAGAGUUUCAGACUAUCCAGCCUUAGUACAAGCACAGUAACCAGCAGAUGAAUAAUGGUAGGAUUUCAGUCACACUUGUAUAAUCAUUCUGUACAGAUGUAUGUUUAGAGAAUGGGUUGAUUAUGGAGUACCAUAGACAUUGAUCUGAUCAGCUCAAAUGCUUAUCUGUAAAUAAAUGUAUGCAAAGUGUAUAUGUCAAAAAAGAACAUUCCUCUCUUUCUGAGUUCUGACUGUGAAGGGUGUCUUUAGAGGUUUGAUGCCACUGUGAUGGCUGUAACUAUGACAAUAUACUACAAAUAAAAAAGAUAUAUGUGGUGUAUGUGGUGUAUUUUAAAAAAGAUACAGAUGUUUAACACAAAAAAACAUUGGUCUUUUCAGUAAGUGGCAUUGUGUGAUGAAAGUCUGAAACGCUAAGCAUUCAACAUUUUAGUGUAAAAACAAAGAGUGAUAAAAUGAUGAAAAUUACAUUUUUGUAUAUAUUGGAUUUUUGUAAAUUUUUAUUUGAAUUUAAUGCAACACAAACUACCCAAAUUCAUUUAAUAAAGUACACUGUGGUCAUUUU